Molecule: messenger RNA, 1008 nt
Organism: Paraglomus brasilianum
Lineage: Eukaryota; Fungi; Glomeromycota; Glomeromycetes; Paraglomerales; Paraglomeraceae
Source: the annotation of a GenBank genome assembly
AUGGUGCGAAGAAGAACAAAUGUCAGGCCCUUGGACGAUUUUAUUUUUUUAACGAAUAAUAUAGUCUCACCUCAAGAAGCUAUCGGAAUAUUUGACAAUACUACUCCUGAACAAUUUCGACAAGCAGCUAUAGAUUUUGCGGGAAACCCUCCCGAGCAAGAAGUUCUCCAAAAAUCCUUUGAUCAAGAUAUCAAAAAUCUCAUUGAUGUCUAUAAAACUGCUGAACAAGCGUAUAAAGAUAUUUAUACUGAACUUUUGUUGGUUGACAGUUAUAAAAUUGGGGGCAAGACAAUCUGGGCUUCUCGGUGGAAAGAUUUAUGGAUGGCCUUUACAGAUCUAAUCACACAGUCGAAAACAGAAGCUGCGUCCAUAUCUGUCUAUGCCAAACGUAACGUCAAGGUGCUUUUUCCAUAUCUGGCUUCCAAUGACCAUACUUUGGAACAGAAAAAUUCACUUAUAAAUCUGACUCUUAAAUCUAUUAGAGAAAGACAAACCAAAACAACAAAAUUUGCCACCGAUUUUAGAUUACAUGAAGCUAAAUUCGUAAAUUUCAAAGCGGACUUUACUAAGUGGGCUGAGGAUAAACAACAAAGUAUUAGUAAACGAAUUGCAAAUACUAAAGCAGAUAUCAAAGAACUUCAAGCAGACAUCGCCAAUUUGACUAGAAAAAUUGUAGGCCUUGGUAUCGCCAUUUCCGUUGUAUCCACGAUUGGUUGUUCUGCAGCCCUUUAUGAUUUGAAGUCUCAGAGAAACGAUCUUCAUGUUAAGAACGCGCAGGCCAUAUCCAAUGAACUGGCUGCUCAAUUAGCAAAUUUUCAUAAACUUGGUGAUUGUUUCACUAGUUUUUGGCAAAAUAUUACCGGCCAACUUGAAAAAUGCCUAGAUCAAGAGUCAUUACUCCAAGAUGAACUCAAUUCACCCUUGGGAAUUCUCCCAGAUGAUAUUGAGUUUACCACAAGAGUCUGGAUCGUGUUGGCUAACUCGCUUGAUUUGUAUAUUCAAGCGUAA